Molecule: messenger RNA, 537 nt
Organism: Protobothrops mucrosquamatus (brown spotted pit viper)
Lineage: Eukaryota; Metazoa; Chordata; Lepidosauria; Squamata; Viperidae
Product: protein sel-1 homolog 1-like
Exons: 2
Biological process (GO): ERAD pathway
Cellular component (GO): endoplasmic reticulum membrane
Molecular function (GO): protein binding
Source: RefSeq, a predicted model, not a curated record
CACCCUUUUCCCCCCAACACUAUAGAAGAAGCCAGCUUAAUAGAAGAGAAUGAAACCUAUCCAAGAGCCUUAUUACACUGGAACAGAGCAGCCUCACAAGGUUACACUGUUGCUAGACUAAAACUUGGCGAUUAUCAUUUCUAUGGUUUUGGCACCGAAGUUGAUUAUGAAACUGCAUUUAUUCAUUAUCGCCUGGCAACAGAGCAACAGCACAGUGCCCAAGCCAUGUUCAACCUAGGAUACAUGCAUGAAAAAGGACUUGGGAUUAAGCAGGUAAGCAAGUGCAUAGUUAUUCCCAUAGUUUUGCAGUAUCCCAAAUAUAUGUUUCAAAAGACUGUCACAAUCUUCUGCCUUUAAAUAAGCGAGAAAUAAACAUGUGGCUUUCAACCUAGCUGCAGAAGAUUCUGUAAGUGAUCAUUGCAGACUUUGACCAAAAUAAUCAAAUUAUUGUACUAUUCUCGGAGUAGAGAUUAUUUGGAUUGAUAAAAUCAUUUUAGUGUGAUGCAUAAUCAUAGUGACAGUCAAAAGCACAAGGUA